Molecule: messenger RNA, 1838 nt
Organism: Ostrinia furnacalis (Asian corn borer)
Lineage: Eukaryota; Metazoa; Arthropoda; Insecta; Lepidoptera; Crambidae
Gene: Ube2g1
Product: ubiquitin-conjugating enzyme E2G 1
Exons: 5
Coding region: 108-614 (168 amino acids)
Source: RefSeq, a predicted model, not a curated record
AAGCUGCAACUCAUAUGUUUCACAACCUGCCCAAAACUCAGCCAGCCAUCUUUUGUGUAAAAAUCAUUUGUUUCGUGUCGUCAGGGUAAAUUUCACAUUUGUAAUUAAUGUCAGAGCCACAGUCUUCGCUUUUAUUAAAAAAGCAGCUAGCAGAACUGAACAAAAAUCCAGUGGAAGGCUUUUCUGCUGGGUUGAUAGACGACAAUGAUAUUUAUAGAUGGGAAGUGCUCAUCAUUGGUCCUCCGGAUACAUUAUAUGAGGGUGGGUUCUUCAAGGCACACUUACAUUUUCCAAAGGAGUAUCCUCUGAGGCCACCGCGGAUGAAAUUUGUUACUGAGAUAUGGCACCCAAAUAUUGAAAAGAAUGGUGAUGUGUGCAUAUCAAUAUUGCACGAACCUGGAGAUGACAAAUGGGGCUACGAGAAGGCAUCAGAGCGGUGGUUACCAGUGCACACCGUGGAGACCAUUCUCAUAAGUGUAAUCUCCAUGCUGGCUGAUCCUAAUGAUGAAAGUCCUGCCAAUGUUGAUGCUGCGAAAGAAUGGAGGGAACGAUAUUCGGAUUUCAAAAAGAAAGUUGCCAGAUGUGUUAGGAAAAGUCAAGAAGAUUGCUUUUAGGAGAUUGAGGGGGACUUAGAUCAGAUUUAUUGUUGGAAAAGGGCCUCAUGACACCACAAUCAUACACACCACGUUGAGACCAUUGGGUACUAGGUCCGCAGCCCGCCGGUCUCAGACACCGAUAUACGCAUAUCACUUGUACGAGUGUGCUCAUUCUGUUUCUUUUUGCAGAAAGAAUGGAGAGAAUCAUAUUCGGAGUUUAAAAGAAAAGUAGCACAGUGUGUGAGAAAGAGCCAAGAGGAUUGUUCUUAAAUAACAGUGCCCUUUUUCAUUAAUUUAGUUGGAUAGUGAGUGUUUGGUGAUUCAGUUAGGACGUUGAGAGCAGGCCCCAGCGUGAUCCUAGUGCAAGCCCCUCCAUCUGGGCCAGAGACAAUAUUGAAAUUGAUUUAAAAAUAAAUACUUAUUGUAAUUAAAUGGUAUCGCUGCCGUAUUUUAUAAAUAAUAAAUUAAAAAUAGAAUUCAAGGUCUUUUUCAUCUUUUUUAAGACGUGUUAGCUAGCUAUUGUUAUAAUAAUGAAAUGUGUAUGGUAAUUUUUUUAAUGAGAAACAAAUCUGCAUUUGUUAAUUUUUCUUCUUAUUACGGUAAAGUUUGAUCUCUGUAUAGUAGAAACCAAAUCUGAAGUUGCAUAUGAUAUCAGCAAUUAUUAUUUAUUACAUUUCUCAAUUUGUAUAUUGUUUACAACAUGCAAUUUAUGAAACACAAUAAAUGAAAAAUUGUAAAAGAUCUUAAAAAAAAAAUGUCUGCAUGUGUGAAAUGUUAGUUACCGAAACAACGCGAUGGAUAUGUACACAUUGGUCGCUUCUCUGACACAAUUUUUAUUCUAGUGCUAAUUUUAGUAGUAAAUUUAAUACCUAAAUAAUUAUAAUUUUUACUGAAUUAAAAUAAAAUUUUGUAACUUAACAUUGUAUCGAUUAUACCUUGUCCAUUAUGAUUCUUGCUAAAGUUCGAUGAGUUUAUGUGAGAGCUACUAAAAGUAAUUAUUGUAUAUGAUUCAAAUCUUGGAUUGUUUGCAUUUUGUUGAAACAUUUUAAUCUUUUCUCUCCUUCAAUAGUGCAAUUUUGUUAUAAAUACAAUAAUGUUAAUGAGACAUGCCUUAUUGUCUUUGUUAGUAUUGUCAUGAUCGAUCAUAGAAUCGGUCAAAUGACAUAGAGGUAUAAUAAUUGUUACCGUUUGCAAAUUUAAUGACAUGAAUAUCGAACCCCAGAUCACAUUUAUAUCAUCGAA